Molecule: messenger RNA, 1093 nt
Organism: Emiliania huxleyi CCMP1516
Lineage: Eukaryota; Haptophyta; Isochrysidales; Noelaerhabdaceae
Exons: 3
Coding region: 15-983 (322 amino acids)
Source: RefSeq, a predicted model, not a curated record
CGCCGUUGCUACCGAUGACGGAGGCACUCUCCGAGUACGAACUGGCCCGCCUCGAGACCAUCCGCAAAAACCAGCUCGCGUUCGAGAGCAUGGGCCUCGGCGAUGCAGUCGCCGGCCUGCGUGCCGCCGCCUCCAGGCCCAAGCUGCCCAAGGCGCGAAGCAAGAGGCCGGCUGCCGACCCAUCCGCACGCCGCAGCUCUCGCCGCCUGUCUGGCGAGGCCGCUGCCAACGGGGGACUCGUCGACUCGGAUGGCGAGAAGGACCAUCCCGCGUACCGCGAUCCGAACGACGUCUCGGCCAUGACGGCGCCAGAGCUCAAGGCCUGGUGCGACGCGCUUCGUGCGGAUGUGCUCCGCAUGGCGUGGGUGGAGCGGUUGGGCGAGGAGGAGAUGCGGCGGCUGGACGGCGCACAGGAGUGGCUCGCGCCAUUUGUGAUCUUCACUGCGCGCUUCGGCGGCAAGGGCGAGUCGUCCCUCUCGCGCCAGAACCUCAAGUCCGUGCUGAAGCAGGUCUUCUGCCUCGUCUCCGGCGCUGGCGUGACGACGGAGAAGCGAGGCGGCGCCUUCGGCAAGGGGCGGCCGAUCGGACUCGGCAUCCAGGCGGAGCAGGUGGACGCGCUGCGGGCCGAGGCGCAAGUGUGGAUGCCUCAAAAGCGCGCGCCGGAGGACCUGGUCGGUCGGACCGUCGGCGGAGAGAGGAUCGUCAAGCAGCCAGAUCGCGGCCCCUUCGACACGUCCAACGGCUGGCUGCUCAACCACCCGCUCAUGAAGAUCCGGCUCUACUGCGAGCACCUGGACGAGCUCAAGGAGAUGGGGCACGAAGCGACGAUGCGGCGGCUGACGGGAGACGGCGCGUGGGAGCCGGCGAGCAUCGCGGACGUGAAUGAGGACGGCACGUACGAUGUCGCGCUGGCGGCGGGAGCAGCAGACGCGGGGAAGAUGUUUAGCGAGGUUGAGGCGGCGCAGAUCCGGCUGCGGGCAUGAUUUGGCGCGCUUGGUGUGGGUCCGUGGUCUCCUGCAUCACCGCGCACUCGCCGGUGCGGGCGACUUGGAGCAGCUGUGCGUAAACGGAAACACAAGUUUUGCGUUUGGUU